This is a messenger RNA of Cladophialophora psammophila CBS 110553, 1413 nucleotides long. RefSeq names its product CMGC/CDK/CDK8 protein kinase. Gene Ontology annotation, molecular function: RNA polymerase II CTD heptapeptide repeat kinase activity; ATP binding; cyclin-dependent protein serine/threonine kinase activity. The transcript is spliced from 3 exons. The coding region runs from base 1 to 1413 and encodes 470 amino acids. The record is from RefSeq and is a predicted model, not a curated record. Gene Ontology annotation, cellular component: mediator complex; nucleus. Gene Ontology annotation, biological process: protein phosphorylation. NCBI's taxonomy places the organism in Eukaryota, Fungi, Ascomycota, Eurotiomycetes, Chaetothyriales, Herpotrichiellaceae.
AUGUCGAUUCCUGGCAUGUCCCGCCCUGGCACAAGUCUGAACAUCGCCCAACAGCUACGCAAGUCUACUCAGUUGGCCUUAGAAGAUUCUGGCCGAGGCCUUGACAAGAAGCAACCCGGGAACAACUACACAACAAAGGUGAAAAUCGGCCACAAGUACAAUAUUAUCGGUUUCAUUAGCAGUGGCACCUACGGUCGAGUCUACAAGGCUGUGGAGAAGAACCCAAAGGGCGAUCCCUCCAGCCCUGUAGGAACAUCUCCACAGAAGGAACUAUAUGCCAUUAAAAAGUUCAAGCCAGAGAAAGAAGGCGACAAUGUACAAUAUACAGGAUUGUCUCAAUCCGCUAUCCGGGAGAUUUCGUUGUGCACUGAGUUGUCUCAUCCAAAUCUAGUUCACCUGGCCGAGAUAAUCUUAGAAGAUAAGUGUGUCUUCAUGGUCUUUGAAUACUGCGAACAUGAUCUUCUCCAAAUCAUCCACCACCACACCCAGCCGACCAGACGCCCUAUUCCCGCCACCAUGAUCAAGUCGAUCCUAUUUCAACUUCUCAACGGCCUUUACUAUCUUCACCAGAACUGGGUGAUCCACCGCGACCUGAAGCCGGCCAACAUCAUGGUCACCAGUUCUGGACAUGUGCGCAUUGGGGACCUGGGACUUGCCCGGCUUUUCCACAAGCCUUUGUCAUCCCUGUACUCCGGUGAUAAAGUUGUGGUUACUAUAUGGUACCGGAGCCCCGACCUUCUUCUGGGUGCACGCCAUUAUACGCCAUCAAUCGACUUGUGGGCUGUGGGCUGCAUCUUUGCCGAACUUCUCAGCCUCAGGCCAAUCUUCAAGGGAGAAGAGACUAAAAUGGACAGCAAAAAGACGGUGCCUUUUCAGAGGAAUCAGAUGGGUAAGAUUGUGGAAAUCUUGGGUAUGCCACGACGGGAAAACUGGAAGGGAUUGGUGGACAUGCCGGAAUAUCCACAAUUGCAGUCAUUGAUUGUUUCCCGUGGUGGUAUGCCGGGGGGCUUAUAUCCGACCCCUCCUACAUCUCUGAAUCGCGGAUCUGGUAGUAACAAUGGGAGUGGUCUGGAAGCGUGGUAUAACAACUGCAUCCGGCAUGCCAGCUACCCGCCAGAAAAGUCUCCAGGUCAACGUGGGUUCCAGCUUUUGUCUGAACUGUUCGAAUACGAUCCGGAUCUCCGAUUGACGGCAGAGCAAGCUCUCCAUCACGAAUACUUUAGAAACACCGACGACGGACCGAACAAAGGCAAAAUCUGGGUCAGUAACAACUGCUUCGAGGGGCUAAACGAGGUAUAUCCGCACAGAAGGGUAAGCACGGAAACGAAUGACAUUGGGACUGGGAGUUUGCCGGGCACAAAAAGAGGGGGUUUGCCGGACGACACUCUUCUCCCGGCGUCAAAGAGGAGAUAG